GUGGCCGCCUUGAGGCUCACUGCCUCGCCGUGCCUCGCCGUGCCUCGCCGUGCCUCGCCGUGCCUCGCCAUGGACGCCUCUCCCGUGCGACGGACUCCCGCAGACUGCCCGCAGGCGCCACGCCGCGCCUCGUGACUGGCCGCGCCCUCGGCCAUGGCGGCCACGGAGGCCGUGCUGCUGCAGGACAGCGAGGAGGCGGGCCCGCGCGGCCCGCGCCGCGAGUACCGCGAGACGCACCUGUCCAUCGCCGUGCAGGUCUUCAUCCCGUUCCUCAUCGCCGGCCUGGGCAUGGUGGGCGCCGGCCUCGUGCUCGACGUCGUGCAGCACUGGAUCGUGUUCGAAGUGAUCACGGAGAUAGUGAUCUUGGUGCCGGCAUUGCUGGGGCUGAAAGGCAACCUGGAGAUGACGCUGGCCUCCCGACUCUCCACGCAGGCCAACCUGGGCCACAUGGACACCCCUAACCAGCAGUGGAGCAUGAUCGUGGGCAACCUCACGCUCAUACAGUGCCAAGCGAUUGUUGUAGGUUUCUUGGGGUCCCUUGUGGCCAUAGUGAUGGGAGGCAUCAAGAGCUACAGCGUAGAGCUGGACCACGCCUUCUUGCUGUGCGCCAGCAGUCUGGUCACGUCCUCUCUGGCCAGCUUCGUGCUGGGUCUGAUAACCGCAGCGGUGAUAGUCUUCUCACGCCACUGCAACAUCAACCCGGACAAUGUGGCCACGCCCAUAGCCGCCAGUCUGGGAGACAUCACGUCACUCGCUCUUCUCUCGUGGAUAUCAACACUUCUGUACGACGCCAUCGGUAAAGAAGACUGGCUGGCCCCACUGAUAAUAUCCUGCUACGUGCUGAUAACGCCCCUGUGGGUGUGGAUAGCCAAGAACCACGAGCACACGCGCGAAGUGCUUCACAGCGGCUGGACUCCUGUCAUGGCGGCCAUGCUCAUCAGCAGUGCAGGAGGCCUCAUCUUGGACUUCAUGGUGUCUCGUUUCGAAGGCAUAGCGGUGUUCCAACCCGUCAUCAACGGCGUGGGCGGCAACCUGGUGGCCGUGCAGGCCAGCCGCAUAUCCACGGCCUUGCACAAGGAGGAGCAGCUGGGCCGCAUCGCCAACGAGGACACAGUGAUCUUCAUCACCCCCAGGGAGGCGUUCUUCGGGAAAGGGGUACACGCAAGAACAGCAAGAGUUCUCAUGCUAAUGGUCAUUCCAGGACACAUAAUAUUUGUCUACACUAUUAACUACAUGAAAGCUGGGUCAACGACCCUUACGCCUCUUUUCGUGUUUGUAUAUCUCUGCGCAGCAACUUUGCAGGUGGCCACCUUGCUGUACAUCGCCUACAUCAUGAUCCACUGGAUGUGGAAGAGCAACGUGGACCCGGACAACUCGGCCAUCCCCUACCUGACCUCGCUGGGCGACCUGCUGGGCAUCAGCCUGCUGGCGAUAUCCUUCCACUUCCUGUCGCUGGUGGGCGACAAGGCCCCUGACAUGGGCGCCUGAAGCGAGCCGCCUGGGCCCGUGGCCUUUGUAAAUAACCACCAUGCUACUUCUUAGGAAUGUGAUAUCAUAUAUAUGUUGAUAAAUAAAUUAUGUCUAUUGUUGUAUGUUACCUGAAAUAAUAUGUGUACAUUUCCAUUUCU
This is a messenger RNA of Bacillus rossius redtenbacheri, 1628 nucleotides long. RefSeq names its product solute carrier family 41 member 1-like. NCBI's taxonomy places the organism in Eukaryota, Metazoa, Arthropoda, Insecta, Phasmatodea, Bacillidae. The record is from RefSeq and is a predicted model, not a curated record. The transcript is spliced from 9 exons. The coding region runs from base 154 to 1488 and encodes 444 amino acids. Gene Ontology annotation, cellular component: plasma membrane. Gene Ontology annotation, molecular function: monoatomic cation transmembrane transporter activity. Gene Ontology annotation, biological process: monoatomic cation transport.